Rattus norvegicus (Norway rat) is the source of this 312-nucleotide messenger RNA. Lineage: Eukaryota; Metazoa; Chordata; Mammalia; Rodentia; Muridae. The record is from RefSeq and is a predicted model, not a curated record.
AUGCCAUCCAGACUGAGGAAGACUCGGAAACUCCGGGGUCACGUGAACCAUGGCCACGUCGCAUCGGUAAGCACCGCAAGCACCCAGGAGGCGGUGGAGAUGCUGGAGGCAAGCAUCACCACAGGAAUAAACUUGGACCAAUACCAUCCAGGUCACUUCGGGAAAGUUAGUAUGAGGCAUUACUACUUGAAGAGGAACCAGAGCUUCUGCCCAACUGUCAACCUGGAUAAAUCAUGGGCGUUGGUCAGCGAGCAGACACGGGUCAAUGCAGCAAAAAACAAGACUGGAGGUGCUCCCAUCAUUGAUGUGUGA